Messenger RNA from Monoraphidium neglectum, 252 nucleotides. RefSeq lists its product as hypothetical. Bases 1 to 252 code for a protein of 83 amino acids. NCBI's taxonomy places the organism in Eukaryota, Viridiplantae, Chlorophyta, Chlorophyceae, Sphaeropleales, Selenastraceae. The record is from RefSeq and is a predicted model, not a curated record. The transcript has a single exon.
AUGUCCAGCAAGCUGUUGAGGAAGCAGCUGGCCGCGCUGCACACGAACGAGGCCGACUCAGGCAAGGGCAAUCUGAGUGCGGGCAAGGGCAUCAGUAAGCCGGCGCAUAAGGAAAAGGGCAGGAAGGUUGGGAGCCGUUCCUCCUCGAAGGUGACUCAAACAAAGGAGGAGAUCGUGGCGAGGAACUUGGCCUGGCACAAGCAGACAAAGAAGACGCAGGAGGCGACCCUGGAGCUUAUGAACAAGGUGUGA